AUGGUGCUGGACCCUGCAGACCAACAUCUCAGACAUGUUGAAAAAGAUAUUCUGAUCCCAAAAAUAAUGAGAGAAAAGACCAGAGAAAGGUGUUCUGAACAAGUUGAAGAUUUUACCAGAUGUUGCAUGGAUUCUGGAAUCCUUAUGAUAGUAAAAUGCCGGAAAGAAAAUUCUGCAUUGAAAGACUGUCUAACUGCUUACUAUAAUGAUCCAGCUUUCCACGAAGAGUGCAAACUGGAAUAUCUCCAAGAAAGGGGAGAAUUCAGAAGACCUGGAGCCCCUACCAAGAAAAGGCUACAGAAGCUUCCCACAAGCAUGUAGGCAAAUAGUGAGUCAGGAAGUCACACAUUAUGGAAACCAUUUGCAAUGUAAACCAGAAAUGAUGAACUGAAACAAUAUUUGCUCACCCUGAUUAUGA
Meriones unguiculatus (Mongolian gerbil) is the source of this 418-nucleotide messenger RNA. Its product is annotated as COX assembly mitochondrial protein homolog. Lineage: Eukaryota; Metazoa; Chordata; Mammalia; Rodentia; Muridae. The record is from RefSeq and is a predicted model, not a curated record. Gene Ontology annotation, cellular component: mitochondrion. The transcript has a single exon. The coding region runs from base 1 to 321 and encodes 106 amino acids.